Messenger RNA from Stylophora pistillata, 651 nucleotides. RefSeq lists its product as uncharacterized. The record is from RefSeq and is a predicted model, not a curated record. Gene Ontology annotation, molecular function: calcium ion binding. Lineage: Eukaryota; Metazoa; Cnidaria; Anthozoa; Scleractinia; Pocilloporidae.
AUGACUUGUGCCAUGCGUUCCGUUUGUAUCUCUGUGUUUCUAUCAUGCUCCAUGGUAAUUGUGAUUGCGACAUUACAAGACUUCUCUGAAGCAGACCAAUGCCGUCAGUUGAAAUUUCGGCCUGAAAAAGCAUUUGACAGCAAACGCUUCAUAAACCACGUGUUUCGUAUCAAUGAGGUCCUGGUAAUGGAGUUCUGCGAAACCAUGUGUUAUAUGGAACCCAACUGUGUCAGCAUUAAUAUUGAUAAACGGGCGGAUGGAAAUGGAAAGUACAAAUGUGAAUUGAAUAAUGUUACUCACGAAGGACACAAAGACGACCUGAUAGAAGACGGACAUUAUUCGUACCAUGCAGCUGAGAGCGCUUGUGUCAAAAACUCUUGCAAGAACAACGCCACUUGUCAAAGUGGAUUUACUGACAAAGCAUAUCGCUGUUUGUGUACUGCUGGAUUUAAAGGUCAGACAUGUGAUGAAGAUGUUGAUGAAUGUGCCGUUGGAAAUCACGGCUGUGGUACCAAUGCCGUGUGCAACAACACCAAGGGAUCGUACAACUGCACAUGCGUGACUGAUUAUUGGGGAGAUGGAAAGACGUGCAUUAGAAAGGGUGAUCCGCUAUGUAAGAUGUACUUUAGCCCAACGUUUAGUCAUUUGUAA